AGUUCCUUGCCUAGUUUAGUCGGCCAUGCUGGCUACUCUGUGGCUGGUUGGUCUUUCUCUUCCCGUGCUGUGGGCCCAGAGACUAAUCAGCUGUCCCUACAAGAAUGUGUGUCAGUAUGCCCUGCUCUCAGGCAGUGACGUGAUACUGCAGUGUAACUAUCCCAAAGCACUUUGGUAUUUUUCUUCAUCUUUAGAGGACAGACUGUCCCUGGUCAGCUCCAAGCCUGAUGGGAGGGUACUGCCUGGGAGCGACCUGCAGUUGUCUGACCCUAAGCCUUCCCAGACAGGCCUCUACCGCUGCCUGGAUAAUCACAAGGCCCGUUUAGUAGAAUAUGAGAUUGACUUCCAGAACAUAGCCCUGUUGCACAUCACUCACAAAGACCUGGGCCAAGAGCCCAUGGGAAAUGAGAGCAUGAACCUGGGAGGCAAGGUUCUUGUUUUUACCCGCUGGGAUCCUUGGCAAGACUGUAACCGUUGCCAAAAGCCCGGUGAGCGCAAACGUCUAGGCUACUGCUAUGUGGAGGAGCCCCAAGAAAAGCCCAUGCCUUGCUGGCUCUACCUGAGAGAAGAGAAGGUGACCAACAGCCGCCUGAGGCCUGAACUCCAGGUACAAGCCUGCCAGGUGCCCUGCGACACCACCACGGAGACCAGCCAGCCAUACUUCGUCUUUGACACAUAUCUGCUGGACAAACCCAACAGCAAUGCUCGACUCAAGUGUCCCUUGGCUUCCAUCUACAGGCCUGUCCACUGGGAAGCUGACAACAGCCCUCUGACAUGGCAGGACCAGCUCUCUGGCCAGGUCAGCACCAUCAUGGACCUGCACAGCGGUGGCCAGCACCUGAAGGUCUUCCAGCCAGCCACUUACAGAUGUUUUGUGGAGCAGGAGCUCAUAGCCCAGUUCAACCCCACUGAGAGACAAUCCAAAGCCCAGAAGCCUUGGCAGGCCAGAAUCCAGCCAGACAAGGCAGACUCCGUUCUUAGGAGACUGAAGUUGAUGCUGCUGAGUAUCUCUGUACUGGCCAUUGGAGGGCUUCUCUGUAAGGUGGGUUUCCGUCCUGUCUGCGGCAAGAAGAGGAGUCAGGUCCUCCUGGUGAAAUAAACUGAGCCUUCUGUAGCCAAGAGGACCCAGUAUCUCUCCACUGUCCCAUCCUUAGCUCUGGCCAUCCAUAAGCGGCACCACACGAGCUACUGGAGGUGUGUGAGCCAACAUAGACCUGGAUUAAGAUCUAGUGGCUGCUUCACUCUUUGUUCUAUGCCCCUGCUCGGCUUACCUAUUGAUCACCCCCAUUGUACAGAUAGGAAAACCGAGGGAAGUCUGUCUAGUGAUUGGAGAUUUGGAAUUCUCGGGUUCCUCAGGAGGAGAAAGGGAAGGAGGGAACCUUCUCAGGGUGUGUGGUGUGACUUUCUCUGGGCAGGUGUGAACAACCAUCUGUUCUUCCCAGAUCAGACACUAAUGACAGACUAAAGAAAUGACUACAUGAAA
Molecule: messenger RNA, 1483 nt
Organism: Mus caroli (Ryukyu mouse)
Lineage: Eukaryota; Metazoa; Chordata; Mammalia; Rodentia; Muridae
Gene: Fam187b
Product: family with sequence similarity 187 member B
Source: RefSeq, a predicted model, not a curated record